AUGCACCGGAAUAUUCUCCUUGUUUUGGCCGUGGCGACGGCGACGGUGGCGUCCCCGAACGUUGGGGUGUCGUACCGUUCAGGAUCCUCGGCCUCCAUCAUGAAUCUAAGAAACAAGAUAAAGACGGUGGUUAUCAUGGUUAUGGAGAACCGCUCGUUUGACAACUUGAUGGGAGGCCAGACCAUCCCCGGAUUGGAUAACCCCAUCCAGACAGGACCAUACUGCAAUCCCCUCAAUAUCAGUCUGCCUGACCAGGGCUCGGGUUGUGCCGAAGCCUGUGACUAUGACUCUAUUAUCAACGACCCAAACCACUCCCUUUCCGGAAACAACCUUCAAUUCUACGGAUCGUUUACUCCUGAUAACGAGGCGAUUGAGGCUGGCAAGCUACACCCUAACAUGAAGGGCUUCCUGACAGAGCAGCGCCGCCUCUACAGUGGAAAGGAGAAAGAAGAGGUACUGAAGAGGGAAGUGCUCAAUUAUUAUACUGAGAAGCAGAUCCCGGUUAUCACUAGCUUAAGUCGGAAUUAUGUUGUUUUCAACAACUGGCAUUCUGACAUCCCUGGCCCCACAAACCCCAACCGCGUGGCUCUGUGUUCUGGCACUUCCGCUGGCAAGGGUAAAAACGACUUUGGCUACAACACCAUGGAACAAAAGUCCAUCUUCCAGCAGGCAACUGAAUUGGGCCGGGAGUGGAAAGACUACCUGGUUGAUACGUCGAUACAAGACGCCCGAUGGUUUAAGUGGACGUAUGACAGCAAUAACACGAACCGGAUCGUCUUCAUGGACAGCUUCUACAAGGACGCUGCCAGCGGUAAACUCCCAGACUUGGCCUACAUCAACCCCUCGUGCUGUGGCUUGGGCACAAACUCAAUGCAUCCAGAAGGGCGCGUUUCAGACGGCGAGCAACUAAUCAAGGAUGUCUACGAGGCGCUGCGCGCAAGUCCGCAGUGGAACGAGAUUAUGUGGAUAAUCACGUUUGACGAAACGGGCGGUUUUCACGACCACGUCCACCCUCCUCAAGCUACGCGGCCGGAUAAUCUGACCUACACGGAGACUACGCCUACCGGUCAAGACUACACAUUCAAGUUCAAUCGUCUGGGUGGUCGUAUGCCAACCUGGCUUGUGUCUCCGUGGGUGUCAGCCUCGGUUGAGCAGAAGGGUCGCAACUCGGAUGGCGAUGCUGUCUCAUACCAUGCGACCUCAAUUCUGCGUACACUGGGCUAUCUUUGGGAUUUUGCACCUUAUAACCCCCGUGUUGAGAAGGCACCGUCUUUUGAUCAUCUUAUUGGCACGCACUUGCGCAAAAAUGCACCAUUGAGGAUGCCCAAAGUUGUCAACUCUACUACACAGACGGGACAGUAG
This is a messenger RNA of Pochonia chlamydosporia 170, 1362 nucleotides long. RefSeq names its product phosphoesterase superfamily protein. Lineage: Eukaryota; Fungi; Ascomycota; Sordariomycetes; Hypocreales; Clavicipitaceae. Gene Ontology annotation, biological process: phospholipid catabolic process. Gene Ontology annotation, molecular function: hydrolase activity, acting on ester bonds. The record is from RefSeq and is a predicted model, not a curated record. The coding region runs from base 1 to 1362 and encodes 453 amino acids. The transcript is spliced from 2 exons.